Messenger RNA from Portunus trituberculatus (swimming crab), 4145 nucleotides. RefSeq names its product bestrophin-4-like. The record is from RefSeq and is a predicted model, not a curated record. The transcript is spliced from 11 exons. Lineage: Eukaryota; Metazoa; Arthropoda; Malacostraca; Decapoda; Portunidae. The coding region runs from base 1357 to 3594 and encodes 745 amino acids. Gene Ontology annotation, molecular function: chloride channel activity.
AUAGUGGCGGCGGAGAAUUGCUCCCUAGACAUACAAAUGGUCCAGAGUUACAUGACUGUCUUCCGGUGCAUGACAUUGCUUGCCUCAGUAACGCCUGAGUCACUGCAGCGCACCACACUCACCACACUCACCACACUCACCACAAGGCAAGGAUACAGCUCUCCUCACUGACUACACCCACCACGCACUCCACGCACACCACGCGCUACACAAAGAGAAAAAGAAAAAGAGAUCAGUAUAAUUAGCCGCGUCACUGUAGUGGUUGUGACAGGGCGCCAAGCAAGGCACGGUGGCGAGGGCGAGGCGGCGAGGCGGCGAGGCAGGCAGGCGGCAGGCGUGGGGCGGCAGGCCUGCUUGGGGAAUUUGAGAUAUAACAUCCUAACCUAACUCAGCUGACCUAAGCUAACAUAGCCUGGUGACCGGAUCAGGUGAUGAGCGUGCACCAGGCAGCGUGCACACCGAAUGUUUCCUGACGCGAGCACCGCCGCUCACCGGCCCAGACUGGUGUAAACCUGCGUUGGCUUCCCACACUGGCAGGUGAAUAGUCACCAAGGACGCGGCGGUGUGGUGCGGCCAGCGCGGCGAGGUGUGUUUGUCACCUGCUGCUCACCACCACCGCUGUGGUGAAAGGUGAACACGAGGAAGACAUGAGAUAAAUCACUAAACAAAACAGUGUGGACACUGUCACCAUCUUGUCAGUCACCCAGUCACCUCAAGACACACGCGCACUGAUUUACUGAGCACACACUCAUUAACCAUCUUCCUCGCCCCCCCACACUCACUCACUCAUUCACUCAUUCACUCACUCGUCACUACACACUAAAAAAAAAAAAAAAAAAAAAAAAACACCACCAAGUCUAGCCGUGGCACAGGCACAGGGUGUGCCUGGCACCGCCAGCCUGUCCUGCCAGCGAGCCUCGCCACCGCCGCCACUUGAGCUGACGCCGUUCCAGAAUAAAUUCAUACUGUGGAACUCAACUGAUGUAGUGAAGCGUCCACGCCGCCACGCCGCCACGCCGCCACGCCACCACGCCCCACCUAUGUAGCGCUGCACGUCAUGCAGGCAGGAACGGUGCGUGGCAAGGAUAGCUGGCACAGACAGGCCGCUACGCCGCCGCAUAGCCACGCCCCAGCCUGCCUGCCUGCCUGCCUGCCCUGUGCAUUUAUUGUAUGGUAUAAUUGUUGGCGCGCGUCGUCGCGGGGCGGCGGGAGGUGCCCGCGCAAGAAAACCAGCGUUGUGUAUGCACGCCCUGUGAGGCCUGAGCGACACUCCACCAGGCCUGAGUGUCACGCUGGCCUGAUGAGAUAAUCCAUGCCAUCGCCUUGCACGUGACAGGAUACGACGAGAAGGGCAGGAUGAUGAGAAGGACCUUGGCUCGAUACAUCAACCUCUCUCUCGUGUUAAUCCUUCGAUCUAUCUCUUCGCCUCUCAAGAAACGAUUCCCAACACUGGAUCAUCUGGUAGAGGCUGGCUUCAUGACAUCCACGGAACUUGGAAUAUACAAAAUGGUUCCGAAUAAGGAGUUCAACACGUACUGGGUUCCUUGUACUUGGUUCACGGCGCUGCUGAGAGACAUCAAGGCCCAGAAGAGAAUCCCGGACCCUUUAGGCGUGAAGCAUAUCAUGGAGGAGUUCAAUGAAUUCAGACAAAAAUGCGGCUUACUUUGGAGUUAUGACUGGGUAUCUAUUCCUCUAGUGUACACUCAGGUGGUGACGAUUGCUACCUACGCCUUCUUCAUCGCUGCCAUCGUGGGACGCCAGUUCUUCGAGGAGUCAAAAGUGAGUCACAAGAAGAAGGUCGAUCUAUUUAUACCAUUCUUCACGAUUCUCCAGUUCUUCUUCUACAUGGGACUGCUCAAGGUCGCCGAACAGCUGAUUAACCCUUUUGGUGAUGAUGAUGAAGACUUUGAAUUAAAUUGGAUUAUUGACCGACAUAUGAAGGUAUCCUAUCUAAUCGUGGACACCCUACUGCUGAGAACGCCGCCGCUGGUGAAGGAUAUUUUCUAUGAUGAUGAAAGCCCUGUCUUGCCAUACACUGAAGCCUCGGCUGAGUUUAAGAAGAGAACUUAUCGAGGCUCUGUUGCUAAUAUGAUAGUACCGGAGGAGAAACAAAACCUUAUACUACCUGAUAUACUGGAGGAAGGAGAGGAGGAUAUUGGCCCCUACACCCCCCUUGCGUCACUCCAGCCGUCUGUCAGGUCCUCUGCUGCUAACUUAGGAGGCUGGUGGAAGCGACUGGCGAACAAGUCCUUCUCUCUGUCCCUUGAGCUACCCAGCGGCGCCGAAGGAGGGGGCGGUGAUGUUAGCGGCCUCCGAGGUGGUGCUUCACUGAGUGCACCAGCGGAUUGGCGGCGGAAUCACCCAUUAACCUUGACCGUUCCUUCAGGUGCUCAGGAGGAGGGAAGAGCAGGGGUAGGAGGAGGAGAAGGAGGUAGAGGAUUGUCUAUUGAGGAAGGCGGUGCUGAAGGAGCGACCCGUGAGCCUGGUGAGUCGCCAGUGACAGUCGCACAAGCCGCCUAUAUCCUCGACUGCAUGCAAGGUACAGUGAAGGACCAGAGGAGCCUGAGCGUGCCUGACGAGGGGCUGCCUGGCAUAUGUGGGGCGCCAGCCAAGGGGUCCAGCUCACCCUAUUGCACCAGGAGGGAUAGUGCCAAGUCGUCAGCGCCCCUCUCCCGCUCGUCCUCCCGGCGUUUUGUGCCUUCAGGUAUUAAGGGCAGCAGCAGCAUCGGCGGGGUUCUGGUGGCUGCUGGCGUGCAUCAAGGCUUCCUGGCGGCGGACCCAGAGCGUGUGAGUCUGGCCAGCGCACAGAUCCAGGCCGCUACUGGGGGAGGCAGUUCCGCCGCCACGCCCUCCUCCACCACGCCCACCUCAGACGACCCCGAGGACCGAUUCUCCUCAAGCUGGGGCCGCGCCGGCUCAGUCAUCAUUGACGUGGGCUCUGACGGGGAUGCUGCCCCCCGCUCCGCCUCCUCCAGGCUGGCGGCGUCCCUCAAGGCGCGCCUGGCCGUGCGCCGCCGCCCCGUGGUGAAGUGGCGACCCUACCCGCGCCCGCCCGCCCCCGCCCCUCCCGCCGUGGCGCUGCCCGAGGUGCUGCUGGAGGAGGUGCGGGCGGGGCUGUCAGAGGGCGAGGAGCUGCCGCCCGGCAUGUUUGAGGACGAGUGCGCCUUCAUGUGGCGGACCAUCGAGGAGGACGGGGAGCCGCCCCCGACCCCGACCCUGCCUUGGGAGACACCCCCUGAGGCCCCGCCCCCCAGCCCGCCCCGCCCCGCCAGGCCGCCCCGCACACCCAGGACCGGCCUGCCUCGCCACGGUGACCACCUGGAGGUGCCGCGGCCCCGCGUGUUGGUACGCAGGCCCUCGGCCUCAAAUCGGGGACGGCGGCCCCAUCAACGGCGUAUGAGGUGCCUCACCUGCUCUCUGCCCAUGCUUGCCCCCCGCGCACGCCCACGCCCCGUCCCGCCCCGCCUCACCAGGACGCUGAGCUGCCCCGCCAUCAUCACCAGGCCCCCUGCAACACCUCGCCAGCGCGCCACGCCCACGCGCGCUGACUCCCUGGCCGCCGCGCCCAUGUGGCCGCGCCAGGACUCCCGCUGAUGCCCCCCGCCCCGCCCAGCCCCGGCAGCGGCACACGUGACAGCGCCCUCGUGACUCGAGGCCCGCACGGGGACAUCGCGCCCCGCCCCGCUCCGCUCCGCCCCGCCCCGCCCCGCCCCGCCACGCAGCACACGCCGCGCCCCCCCGGCGUGACAGGGGCCAGGGUGGGGGCUGAGCUCCCCCUCAGCCAGCACUGGCACCACAUCGUGUUCUUCCUCUGCAACAACAACAAUAACAGCAACAACAAUAACAGCAACAACAACAGCUACAAUAACAACGACAGCAAAAACAACGACGAAAUCAACAGCAACAACAACAACAACAACAACAGAAAUAGCAACAACAGCAAUAACAGCAACAGUACCAUUAAUUCCUUGUACAGGACCCUCCCCUCCCCCAUUGAGCCACCUGCCCCAUCCCUUGCCCCCGCCCCCCCGCCCCUCCCUCCCCCUGUUCUUGAUAACUCUAAUACAACAUUCCAACUUUUUUGCUCGUGGGAAGUUACCAGACUUUUGUUGUCAUUGUUACGUGAUAAAUAAAAGUGUAUGUCA